UAUACUUGCAGAAGUAAACAUGGCCGCCGUCCGUCUCUUCUCUCUCACCAGAUAUGGUAGAAGAGGUGGAGCACUGGGGUCGGCGGUGCACCGUGGCAGUGGAGUGAUGGCGGUGCGUCACUGCUACAAGUUGGUGACCCCAGAGGAGCCCAGCAUGGAGUGGUCGGACAUAACCGACCGUGCCGCUGCCACCGUCUUCUGGACUGAACUGUGGCAAGGAGCGGCAGUGACACUGGGACACAUCUUCAUGGAGCCAGCAACUAUCAACUACCCGUUUGAGAAAGGUCCGCUGAGUCCCAGAUUCCGCGGAGAACACGCCUUGCGUCGCUACCCAUCAGGUGAAGAACGCUGCAUCGCUUGUAAACUCUGUGAGGCAAUUUGUCCCGCCCAGGCUAUCACCAUUGAGGCUGAGGAGAGGAAAGACGGCGCCAGACGUACGACGAGGUACGACAUUGACAUGACCAAGUGUAUAUAUUGUGGCUUCUGCCAGGAGGCAUGUCCAGUGGAUGCUAUUGUUGAGGGUCCCAACUUUGAGUUCUCAACAGAGACACACGAGGAGCUGCUCUACAACAAGGAGAAACUACUGAGUAACGGUGACAAGUGGGAACCGGAGAUAGCUGCUAACAUCGCUGCUGACCACCUGUACCGCUAGCAGCAUUUUCACAUGUCUUAGAUGUCUCAAAGUACCUUUGAAAAGGCAUCAAACUCUCCAUCUUUCAAAGCUUGAAAAUGCGUGAGAAUCCCCUUGAAAAGUUUGACGUCAGACUGAUGUUGCAAUUUUGAGGUGUCAAACCUCUUUCAAAAUGAAGCGGACUGCGUUAGAAAUGUUAGACAUCUUUGAAAAUACGUCAAACUGCUUUUGAAAAGUUGAACACAUUCUGAAAUGAAUGAAAUAUUCAUCACCUAAAAUAAGGCAAAUGUUCAACAUCUAAAAUACAUUAAAUGUUCAACACCUUCUAAAUUUGUAGAUGAAUGGUUCAGAGAACCGACAUGUUGAUAAAUUAGACACAUGUGCAACUCUUGGGUAUCUUUAUCGAGGAAACGUUUCGCCACACAGUGGCUUCAUCAGUCCAUACAUAGGAGAAACUUGAAGAACAGGAGGAGAAUGAGGUAAUCAGUCCCUCAACCUUGAGUCGAUGUGUUCAGUCCAUCAAUCUUGAGUAGAAUACGGCAGAUGAGCGGAGAAGCAGCUGCUUCUCCGCUCAUCUGCCGUAUUCUACUCAAGAUUGAUGGACUGAACACAUCGACCCUCCUGCCAUACGGUUUAUAAGCUGCUUCUCCGCUCAUCUGCCGUAUUCUACUCAAGAUUGAUGGACUGAACACAUCGACUCAAGGUUGAGGGACUGAUUACCUCAUUCUCCUCCUGUUCUUCAAGUUUCUCCUAUGUAUGGACUGAUGAAGCCACUGUGUGGCGAAACGUUUCCUCGAUAAAGAUACCCAAGAGUUGCACAUGUGUCUAAUUUAUCAACACCUUCUAAAUUACAUCAAACUACCUUAGAAACUUUGAAAAUAUUUAUGUUGUAGACUUUGAAGAAACAGUUUUAGCAGAUGUUACUCAACUUUGCUGUACUGGUAAUAAAUUAUAAUAAUAUUUAUGUGUUAUAUGCAGUGGGUUCUCUUAUAAAGUUUAUAUACAGUGGAUUUUCUUAUUAAGCUCCUCUACACUCAGUUCUUAAGAGAAGUGACUGUAUAUAAGAGAUCUUUAUAAGAGAAGUGACUGUACGUUAAGGUGAGGAAGGUGUUGGAACCUAUGGUAAGGGAAUUAUUUGAUGCUUCACUCUAAGAGUGUAUUAAACUAUGUCUUGUAAAUAUAUAUAUAUAUAUGCCUUGA
This is a messenger RNA of Cherax quadricarinatus, 1831 nucleotides long. NCBI's taxonomy places the organism in Eukaryota, Metazoa, Arthropoda, Malacostraca, Decapoda, Parastacidae. The record is from RefSeq and is a predicted model, not a curated record.